Messenger RNA from Castor canadensis (American beaver), 2050 nucleotides. It is a transcript of the gene Irx3, whose product is annotated as iroquois homeobox 3. Gene Ontology annotation, biological process: neuron differentiation; cell development; regulation of transcription by RNA polymerase II. Gene Ontology annotation, molecular function: RNA polymerase II cis-regulatory region sequence-specific DNA binding; DNA-binding transcription factor activity, RNA polymerase II-specific. Gene Ontology annotation, cellular component: nucleus. The record is from RefSeq and is a predicted model, not a curated record. Lineage: Eukaryota; Metazoa; Chordata; Mammalia; Rodentia; Castoridae.
GGAGAGGAAAGGAGAGGAGGGGGGUCGAAAACUAGAGGAGAGCGAAGGAAGCGAGGCGCGACACUGCUCGGGGAGAAGAGGGCAGUGAGGAGCGCGGCGCGGGCACAGGCAGCUCGGGCUGCGGAGAGGAGGGAGCGCAGCGCGGAGAGGAGGGGCUUGCGGCCCCGUAGAAAUGUCAAUCAGAGCCCGGAGCCCCGGGAAUCUCCGCCAAUCUGUUCGGACCUGACCUGGCUUCUCGCCGCCGCCGCCACCGCCGCCGCGGAGCAGAUCAAUAGGCGACCGCGGAGCGCAGCAGCGCGGGAGGCAGCGCGGCCCCAGCUCGGCCCAGUCCCCGAUGCACACCGGAGCCCGCGGGCGGCGCUGAGUAGGGCGGCCCCGGAGACUGGGCCCCCUCUCCGUCGGUGCCCCGCGGGCCACCAUGUCCUUCCCCCAGCUUGGAUACCAGUACAUCCGCCCGCUCUACCCAACCGAGCGCCCUGGAGCCGCAGGCGGCGGCGGCAGCGCCGGGGCCCGGGGCGGACCGGGCUCCGGAGCCUCGGAACUGGCCGCCUCCGGGUCCUUAUCUAAUGUGCUCUCGUCGGUGUACGGGGCGCCCUACGCCGCGGCCGCAGCGGCCGCCGCCGCCGCCCAGGGCUACGGCGCCUUUCUGCCCUAUGCCGCGGAACUGCCCAUCUUCCCGCAGCUGGGAACCCAGUAUGAACUGAAGGACAGCCCUGGGGUGCAGCACCCGGCCGCAGCCGCCGCGUUUCCGCACCCGCACCCCGCCUUCUACCCAUACGGCCAGUACCAGUUCGGGGACCCAUCCCGUCCCAAGAACGCCACCCGGGAGAGCACUAGCACGCUCAAGGCCUGGCUCAACGAGCACCGCAAGAACCCCUACCCCACCAAGGGCGAGAAGAUCAUGCUGGCCAUCAUCACCAAGAUGACGCUCACCCAGGUGUCCACCUGGUUUGCCAACGCGCGCCGGCGCCUGAAGAAGGAGAACAAGAUGACAUGGGCGCCCCGCAGCCGCACGGACGAGGAGGGCAAUGCUUACGGCAGUGAGCGGGAGGAGGAAGACGAAGAAGAAGACGAGGAGGACGGCAAACGCGAGCUGGAGUUGGAGGAGGAGGAGCUCGUGGGGGAGGAGGAGGACACCGGGGGCGAGGGCCUGGCAGACGACGAAGAGGACGAGGAGAUCGAUUUGGAGAACUUAGACAGCGCGGCUGCCGGGUCUGAGCUAACCCUGGCUGGGGCGACGCGCAGGGACGGCAACCUCGGCCUGGGACCCAUUUCGGACCCCAAAAAUAGCGACUCGGAAGAAAGCUCCGAAAGCUUGGAGGAACGGCCACUGCCGGUCCUGAGCCUGGCCCCAGCGCCACCGCCAGUAGCUACGGCUCCGCCAUCUCCACUCUCGCCCCCCACUGGCCUGGACCCCUGCGCCCCGGCACCAGCGCCCUCCUCCUCCCUGCAGAAACCCAAGAUCUGGUCGCUGGCCGAGACGGCCACAAGCCCGGACAACCCGCGCCGCUCGCCUCCCGGAGCGGGAGGGUCUCCUCCUGGGGCAGCCGUCGCGCCCCCGGCCCUGCAGCUCUCUCCUGCGGCGGCCGCUGCAGCAGCCGCGGCUCACAGACUCGUCUCGGCGCCACUUGGCAAAUUCCCGGCUUGGACCAACCGGCCGUUCCCAGGCCCGCCGCCUGGCCCUCGCCCACACCCGCUCUCCUUGCUCGGUUCGGCCCCUCAGCACCUGCUGGGACUUCCCGGAGCCGCGGGCCACCAGGCUACCGCCGCCUACGCUCGGCCCGCGGAGCCUGAGGGCGGAACAGAUCGCUGUAGUGCCUUGGAAGUGGAGAAAAAGUUGCUCAAGACAGCUUUCCAGCCGGUGCCCAGGCGGCCCCAGAGCCACCUGGACGCUGCUCUUGUCUUAUCAGCUCUCUCCUCAUCCUAGUUGUUUUUGAAACAGUUUUUAAAUCGUUGUAAUAAUUGUAAAAACAAAUCGCUGUGUAUAGUUAUGACUUGUAAGCAUGACCGUGUAUGAAGACCUAAAAAAGAAAACUAAACAAAAAGAAAG